CUUCUUUUUGAUCUCUACUUCCACCUUCCACUCCCCAUUUUGCUUCUAUACCACCAGCACAACUGGCAUAUCUAAGUGACCCAGGCCACGACAGCAGCAAUCGCUAGGAAGAGCACUCACAGAAGGCAUACGACAGCUGCAUCCUUUCGUCCCACCCUCCCACGAUGACGCUCCUGCACGCGCUCGCAGCCGUGGUCCCCCUGCUAAACCUCUUGCCCUUACCACACCUGGUCGCCGCGCAACUGACCGCCGCCACGACCGGCGGGCCCGCGUCCGUUGCCAGCGGCGUCCCCGCCAACCGUCCAACGCAGCCCUGGACCCAAUGGCAGCCGAAGCCCUCGUACCCCGUCACCGCUUUGCCAGAUCAAUACAUGGGCCAGGACCGUCUCGGCACCAGCAACAGCCCCGACCAGACCGGCUUCAACACUUGCACUAAUGGGACAAACGCCUGGAAUCAGCAGAGCAAGUGUCAGACUGCCUGGGUCAAUAGCCUGGAAGACUUUUGCCUCUGGGGUCCACCGACACCAGACACGAUUGGCUCCUCGGAGCGCCAAGCGGUAGCGUACUGCACGCGGCCAACACACGGUACGCGCCUUAUCCCGGACGGCACGAUCACCAGUGCUCAUUUCGUCCAGACCAGCGAGUAUGUCCAGGUGACUGGCGUAGGAGAUUUUACCAGCAUUGGCAUCCCGCUUGGCGACGCGGGUGGCGAGAUGGACUCAGCGGGCAUGGACGAUCUGAGUAAUCCGAUUGGAGGUGUGGUAUACACCACCGCCAAGCCCUCGGCGAAUGGGCGCUCCGUCAUGGCGACCGAGUGGACCAACUUUAUGAGCUGGAACCAAUUCUGCUUCCGAGUCUGCUUUGGCAACAAUGCUGAGCAGCACUGUCAGCACAUUUACGAUAUCCUCGGUUGCCGCUGGAACAUACCAGCCAACUACGACCCAGGGGUGUUCGAGACGUGCGACGGCGCGCUGGCGCCGUUCCAAGGCAUCUACACGCUCGAGGGUGGGCAGGUCUCCACGUUCCAGCAGGGCCAGCCCAUCACCCCGGACCCGCACCCGGCGCCGUCAAGCUCGAACUGCCGUGCUGGCAGCAGCGUCAACAAUGGUGGGCUGCUCGUCGCUACCCCGCUCCACGCGCUCGCUUCGCAGCCGACCGGCAGUGCAAGCGGGAUGACAACCAGCUUCUCGGCCAGCACUUCAUCGCGAACCGGCGGAAGCUCUGGAUCGGCGAGUGGAAGCGGAACAAAAAGCGCUGCGUCGACAAACUUCAAACCUAUCUGUGUCGGUGUAGCUCUCGCUGCUGGAGCCGCUGGUGUGCUGGCUGUAGCCGCGUUGCUGUGAAUACAGUUCUUGCUCAAGCCAACUGGUCUCAUCUUACCCUUGAAAUACGCGCUACGCCUCGGCCGAGCCAUUCUGCAUGGACACUCACUACGCAACGGACGGUCUAAACAGUCGUGUCAUCAAAGAACCGUCC
This is a messenger RNA of Tilletiaria anomala UBC 951, 1476 nucleotides long. RefSeq lists its product as uncharacterized. The record is from RefSeq and is a predicted model, not a curated record. The transcript is spliced from 5 exons. The coding region runs from base 165 to 1343 and encodes 392 amino acids. Lineage: Eukaryota; Fungi; Basidiomycota; Exobasidiomycetes; Georgefischeriales; Tilletiariaceae.